CGCUAGCUCUUGGGUCUCGGUCUCGGGGACCUGCUGCGGAGGGCGCAGGGUUAACGGGGCGGGGCGCAGGCGAGGGCGGGGUUGCGGCUGCACCUGUCGGCUCCCGCUUCGGUCCCGCAGCCGCGCGCCCCGGGAGCGGGAGGGACCCGCGGGGAGCAGCAGGGAGCGGCGCGGGGAGGCGAGCGGAGCCGUCAUGGCCGAGUUCCCGUCCAAAGUGAGCACGCGAACCAGCAGCCCCGCGCAGGGCGUCGGCGCCUCGAUGUCCGCGCUGCGCCCCGAUCUGGACUUUCUGCGCUCCAACCUCGGGGUGCUCAUGGUGCUGCAGCUGGUGCUGGGCUUGUUGGUCUGGGCCCUGAUCGCUGACACUCCCUACCACCUGUACCCAGCCUAUGGCUGGGUGAUGUUCGUCGCUGUCUUCCUCUGGCUGGUGACAAUCGUCGUCUUCAUCCUCUACCUGUUCCAGCUGCACUUGAAAUUGUACAUGGUUCCCUGGCCACUGGUGUUAAUGGUAUUUAAUGUGGCUGCCACCAUUCUCUACGUCACAGCCUUCAUCGCCUGCUCUGCUGCUGUGGAGCUCACAGCCCUGAAAGGCUCCCGGCCCUACAAUCAACGAGCGGCUGCUUCGUUCUUCUCCUGUUUAGUGAUGAUAGCUUAUGGCGUGAGUGCUUUCUUCAGCUUCCAGGCCUGGCGGGGAGUUGGCAGCAAUGCUGCCACCAGUCAGAUGGCUGCGGGCUAUGCCUGAACCGCAGUCCCCAGUCAAUGGUGGGUAGAAGACUGCACGGUGACGCCUGUACAGGGUCAGCCUGGAAGGGACUGCCCUCGGUCUUCAGACUCGUUUACCCAACUCUGAGGAAUCCUGAUCCUGCCUCUGGGGUGGUCCAUGACUGAGGGGCCAGAAGAGGCCAACAGCUGAGAUCUCCUCCCCACCCCCCUUAUUCAGCAGAAGGUGACGGGGGACAGGGGGAUCUCACUGUCCUGCUUUGCCCUUAGAGGAUAUCCAUGCCC
This is a messenger RNA of Suncus etruscus (white-toothed pygmy shrew), 1005 nucleotides long. RefSeq names its product plasmolipin (gene PLLP). Gene Ontology annotation, biological process: myelination. The record is from RefSeq and is a predicted model, not a curated record. Bases 194 to 742 code for a protein of 182 amino acids. The transcript has 4 exons. Gene Ontology annotation, molecular function: structural constituent of myelin sheath. Gene Ontology annotation, cellular component: membrane. Lineage: Eukaryota; Metazoa; Chordata; Mammalia; Eulipotyphla; Soricidae.